This is a messenger RNA of Balaenoptera musculus (blue whale), 801 nucleotides long. It is a transcript of the gene CBY3, whose product is annotated as chibby family member 3. The transcript has 2 exons. Lineage: Eukaryota; Metazoa; Chordata; Mammalia; Artiodactyla; Balaenopteridae. The coding region runs from base 1 to 801 and encodes 266 amino acids. The record is from RefSeq and is a predicted model, not a curated record.
AUGGGGCCAGGCCUGGGACAGCAGCUUGGCACCUCCAACACAUCCUCCAGGCCUCGCGGUUUGAGGAGGCAGCUCGUCCAAGCAGGUUGCUCACCCAGAUUCUUGCUCCCCAGCAGUGCCCCUGGCUCGCCUUUAUCAUUCUGGACAUCGAGGCUUGCGAGGCAAGGGAGCAGCCUGGGUCGCCCGCGUCCUCGAGGCUCUGCUCCGGGUAUCCGUGCGCCCGACGAGGCCCGCCCGGCCCUUGCCCUGGAGGCCUUCGGGUGCCCGGCCUCGGGCCACGCGAGCCGCCUGUGGGAGCAGCUGCGGCAGUUCUGGGCCCACCAUUUCUCGCGGCGCUUCUCGCCGCGGCGCCCUCCGCUGCGCCGCAUCUCCUCCAUGUCCACCUUCUACCUGCUGGACCACCAGACGCGCCAGGCAGAGCUAGGCCUCAGCUACGGCACGCCGCGCACGCGCCUCAGCGAUGAGGCCUUCGUGUUCCGCGGCGGCCGGUGGACAGCGGAGGGCCAGCCGGUGCGGUCGCGGCCGCAGCUGCCCUCGCCGACCACCUCGGGCUGGAAGGCGCAGGUGCAGCGGAUCAAGAGCCAGGUACUGCUGGAGGAGAACAACUACCUGAAGCUGCAGCAGGAACUGCUCAUGGACAUGCUUACGGAGACCACAGCGCGCAUGCACCUGUUGGAAAAGAAGAUAGACCACGAGGCAAGCACUGCCGCUGCGGCGCGCGCCUGGCAGAGGAAGAUGCGCAAGCGCGAAGGCGCGGGCGGCUUGCUCCUGAUCGAGCCGCGGGCUCCAGAGUCGCGGUGA